This is a messenger RNA of Cyphellophora europaea CBS 101466, 2832 nucleotides long. RefSeq lists its product as uncharacterized. Bases 1 to 2832 code for a protein of 943 amino acids. The record is from RefSeq and is a predicted model, not a curated record. The transcript has a single exon. NCBI's taxonomy places the organism in Eukaryota, Fungi, Ascomycota, Eurotiomycetes, Chaetothyriales, Cyphellophoraceae.
AUGCUUGAUCAGCCCGUCCCCGAGAAUCGAGACGCUCCUUUUACGUCAGCAGGCGCGGCGCCUAUGUCGAACGAUGCUGGGAUGACCGAUGGUGGUUCUGCGAGACCCGAUCCUGUCAAGUUUAAGCAGCUCUCACAGGCCUUGUCACUAUGGGGAGACCGAGCCACGGUAGCAGGAAUUCAAGCCUUCUAUUCUCAGAAGCUCAAGACGAAAUGGGAGGAAGAGGCAAGACACAAAGCUCGUGCGGAUGCAAACUAUGCUGGACACCCAAAAGCUACUCAACAAGCUCUCCGGUUGGAGGAGUCUGCCCGCAAAGAUUUUGAGGAAUCGAAGCAGAAAGCUACCGAGUUGAAACUGGCGGCUGACGGAUCAGCUAGCGUUUUUGCUCUCCAGUUUUCGACCUUCGUGUCCCAAUCGAUCAAAGACGUCAGCGCCUCUGGUGGCGCGGCUGACCUCGAGUCACUUCGCUCACAGCUUUACGAACUGAAAGCUCAUUUUGAUCGAAUUGAGCAGGGUGGCAGUAACCGCAACCGAGAAGAGCUUCAGCAGGUCUCCAGUGAUAUUCGCGUCCUACAAGACCGGUCCAAUGCUCAGGAAGCACGAUUCGGGACAAUCGAAUCUGACGUCAGGCACUUGAAGUCAUCAUUAACUGCACAGAUAAAGACCGAACUCAACAAUGCUUUGCAGCAUCUUCAGUCCAAGAGCAAGCCUGUCUUGCAGGACUGUGAAGCCAUCAAACACCAAGUUGAUACAGCCAUGGGCAAUUACACCGCAAGCGAAUUCAAUCGCCGAAAUGAGUUGGAGACACUUCGAAAGGAUCUCAAUCAAGCCCUCGCCGAGAACGCUGACCUAAAGCAACAGAUGGUCGCCAUCAGGGAUCAGUCCGUCUCGAGAGACGAGUUCGACUCCCUGAAACGAGAGAUGAGUCAGCUGGCUACGGCCAACAAAGAACGAGUCCUUACACCCGCACCAACUCCAUCGCUCGACCACAAACCAGCAAUAGGAAUGCUGAACCCUUACAUCCAACGCUACAAUGAAGAGAUGCAGAAGUUUGGUGCAGAAGUCACCAAAACCACUACCAGUGUUGCGUACCUCGAGAAAAGCCACGAGAGUCUUGUGCCCUUGGUUCAUGGACAGAAAGCUGCUACUGACAUGGCGAACUCAAGAAUAGAUUUGCUUCUGCAGCAUCUGGGAUCUUUGCAGGAUCAGGUAAAGAACAUCGCAAACCGGAGUACAAUCUCGCAGAGCUCACCGUCUCAUUCACCAAGUCUGGCGCCCGACAACAUACAGCUGCAGAAACUUCGCCAAGAUACCACUAUCCGCUUGGAGGAGUUCAAGAAGGAAAUUCAGUUUCUCACUCAGACUAAUCGCGUCCUCAGUGCACGCUACAACCAGCUUACCUCCGAGAGAAUGGCGGAGGCCGUUGCCGGCAUCUUGGGACCGAUUCCUGCAACACUUCAGGUCGAGAAUCAGCAGAUGAAGGACGCCAUCGGACACCUCCAGGUUACAGUACAGCAACAUAAUCACCUGCCAGGCACCUUGAAGAAAACCUCGGACCGCGUUGCCGUACUUGAGGCCGACAUUCGGAGGAUGGAAUCCAACAAGCAUGCUGGUACAGAGCAAGACCGACGCCUCGACGCAGUCGAAAAGAGCUUGGAGGCUCAAGUCCAAUCCGUCGAGCAACCUCUCGCACGAUUACAGGGCAAGAUCUCUGCGAUUGAAUCUACACUGGGAGAGAGGCUCGAUACGGUUGAGAGCCGCGUUACGACCCAGGAGAACAAGACUGCGGACAACCUUGCAGCGUUGGUCAUUGAGCAAACAGCAAAUAGCACAGUCUCAGCCGAGCUCUUCGGUGAUUUCCAGAAGGAAUACAACUCAAAGAUGACUGCAGCAGAGAACCGCCUCGACAAGCUGGAACAGAAUGUCACGGAUCAGAACGAACGCCAAAAUUGUUUAUCACUCAAGAUUCAUCAACACGCCCACGACGAAAUCGAGAGCGCCAAAGUUAGUAUCAAGGGGCAUUCUGAAAGCCUAGCCGAUAUCGAAAAGGUCUGCGGCAUUCUAAACGACGCCUUGAAAAAGGGACUGCAGGAUCUCCAAGCGAAACACGACGCGCUGAAGUCGACUGCUGCCGAGCAAUCUCAGUUUGAGGAGCUGAAGGCAAUUAUUGAUGAAGUCAAGAACGCGCAGGAGCAGUCCUCAGAUGAUCUGCCUUACAUCUCAAAUAGUGAUUGUGACGACAUGCGCAAGGCUAUUGACGCCUUGGAGAACAGACUUCAGGAUGAGAAGCGAGCCAUCAACCAGCGCAUUGAAACUCUUGACGGAAGUGUAGAGGGCCUGAAAUCCACUGCGGCGCAGGCGGAACGCCAGACCAGUGCAAGUAUCCUCGAGCGAUUGACUAAUGCCGAGAAGUCCAUUCAAGAGGUUCAAGAUAAGGUCAGAGCCCACGCGGACACGCUUGAGGCCAUGGAUGAGGCCAUGCUCAACAAAUUUCGAGUCACACCGGUCACCGCAACGAGUACUCCGCCCUCUGAUAUCAAGCCUCCGACUGGUCCUCGGUCCAUGUCGUUGACGCCUAGAUCAAUGAACCGGAAUGCUAAGAAAUUGCCCAAAGCUGGCGAACGCAGCACCUCAGGGUUGGGCAAACACCGUGCCACUUCUCCCGCCAAUGAGAGGCCCCGCAGCAGGAAGAAGCCACGAGGGCCGAACGGGGAAGGUGACGGUCCAACACUCGUGGACUUGACCCAAGAUGACGAUGGUAAUGGUGAGACCGCCAGCCAAAACCAAGAACCGAAGCUAGGCAACCACUCGGUGACUCGUGGCAGCAGAUGA